UCUCUCUCCCGCUCAAGCUCAUCUUCUCACCAUUACCAUAAUAAAAAGGGUAGUUCCGCUGUCCAUUUUCUCUCACCAUAUCCACUAGUAGCAGAAACGAAACCAUAGGAUUUCUCUGUUUUCUUUGUUUACAUACGCGAAAAGAGAGGCAUAGCAAUAUGGUGACCUUGAUGUCUCAAGAAAACAUGGUUGCUUUGGUUUCUCGCACCGGAAGGCAUUUGCAACGGUACAGCAAGGGUCGUCGCCAAGUUGUAGGAUGUAUACCUUACAGAUACAAGAAUGCAAAGCAGACUUCCUUGGUAGAGGCAGGAGAAUUAGAAGUUCUUGUCAUCAGUUCACAGAAAGGCAAAGGGAUGUUGUUUCCAAAGGGAGGUUGGGAAAAAGAUGAAUCCAUAAAGGAGGCGGCUUUACGAGAGACCCUAGAGGAAGCAGGGGUACGAGGCGUUGUUCAGCGUGAAUUGGGAAAGUGGAAUUUCAAGAGCAAAACCCAUGAUACUUAUUAUGAAGGAUACAUGUUCCCAUUGCUUGUGGAAGAGCAGUUAGAUUUCUGGCCAGAGAAGGACGUGCGUCAAAGAAAAUGGAUGACUGUGCAAGAAGCAAGAGAAGUUUGUCAAUAUUUGUGGAUGAAGGAAGCUCUAGAUAAACUUGUAAAUCGGCUGACGACUCAACAACAUGUUGAUGAGGAACAAGUAGGACCGUGUUUGGUAUGCUAGGAGGAUGGCAUAUCUGACUUGUAAAUAGGGAAAUGUUGCAGCGCACUGCAAUGCUACUUUAAGACCAGAUAAGGUGAACCGAGGAAAAGUUGGAUCCAAACAGACAAGAAAGAUCGACGACUUUGGAAAAGUGAUAAUAGAAGUUGGCAUUCUGGUUCUUCUUGUUUUUGUCUGUUGGAAUUCUAUGACCCAGAAUCAUAGGAAACAGUCCGACAUUAGAUGAGGAUUAGAAACAUGUUCACAAGAAUUUCAAACAUGGUUUCUAAUUAUAUAAAAAUGUUUUGUUUCAGAAUUCAUCUUUGUGCAUAUCUUAUAUAUUAGGAUCAUGGCGCUCUCUGUAUGUCAACAUCGACCUGAAAGCUUCCAUGUAAUUUGAUAUGCAUCUGUAUAUACACUUUAAAAUGCUAUAUUAUAUGAUCACAUGCCCCGAAGACUUUAGCAAUA
Carya illinoinensis is the source of this 1157-nucleotide messenger RNA. RefSeq names its product nudix hydrolase 18, mitochondrial-like. The coding region runs from base 159 to 713 and encodes 184 amino acids. The transcript is spliced from 6 exons. Gene Ontology annotation, cellular component: nucleus; cytoplasm. Gene Ontology annotation, molecular function: pyrophosphatase activity. Lineage: Eukaryota; Viridiplantae; Streptophyta; Magnoliopsida; Fagales; Juglandaceae. The record is from RefSeq and is a predicted model, not a curated record.